CAAGGAACCAAGGAAGAUCGUCAACACCAACCCCUAAAUCAUUGCUCCAAUUUUCUCCCUUCCUCUCAUUGGCUCCACUAUUAUACUUUACUAAGAUCAAAAUCUCACCUUCAAUGGCGUAAAACUCAAAUUCAAGAUUCUUGCGUGCCCAACAUAACCGGAACACACCAAGAAACUUGAAUUUGAUUCUAUUUCUAAUUUUCUACAAUUCUUCAGAAAAUCAUGGAAGGAAAGAACAGCCACACGCAGUGAGUGUGAAAUUGCGCGUUUUAUGAACACAACACUAUAAGUGUAUGAAGAAGAGUAGUCGAAGAGAGAUUAUUAAUCUUAGACGACAACCUGGGAAAACACGGGGAGCUGCUGUUGGACGGAAUCUUCGACUGCUUCCAUGAGAUCACGGCGGCUCUUAGGAUGACCACCGAUAACGCUUAUCGUGUUGAUACCACGUCACGCCUCGCUCAAUGGCGUAUCGACAAUUUGGCUUCGUGUACUUAUCGUAAAUCUGAUCCUUUCAAGAUCGGGAAAUGGAACUGGCGAUUGGUUAUUGAAAAGAAUCGUAAUUUGUACAUUAAAUUGUACCCAGAGAUAUCGGGUUUAACUAAAGAAACCCCUCCAAUAGCUUCCUUCAUCAUUCGAGUGGUUUCUUCUUUAGGAGGUCGAAAAGCUUUAGUUCAUCCAGAAAUCAGAGAUAAACAGCUUAAAACUAGCGACGAUUUUGUUUGGGCACUUGAAGUUCCACUUACAGGCAAAUUCAUCAUCGAUCUUGAGUUUCUUGACCUUAAAACCGCAUCUACAAACGGUGGUGAAUCUUGCUCUGUUUGGACGGAAGGUUUAACACAAAAGGAUUUAAGAUCAACCGCGAUUUCCUCCCUUGGAAAAAUGUUAUCUGAAAGCAUCCACACAGAUAUCAUCAUCCAUGCUUCAGAUGGAAGCAUGGGGGCCCACCGGGCAGUACUGGCUGCCCGGUCGCCUGUCUUCCAAAGCAUGUUCUCCCAUGACCUAAAAGAAAAAGAAAUGUCCGCCAUAAACAUUUCCGACAUGUCCAUUGAAGCUUGCCAAGCUUUUUUGAGUUACAUUUAUGGUAACAUUGAAGAACAAGACUUUCUUGUUCAUAGACUCCAUCUUCUUAGAGCAGCUGAUAAGUAUGAUGUUGUGGAUUUAAAGGAAGCAUGCCAUGAAAGCUUAUUGGAAGAUAUUGAUACAAAUAAUGUUCUUGAGAGGCUUCAAAUUGCUUCUUUAUAUCGUCUUGAAAAGCUGAAGAUUUGCUGCAUGCAGUAUCUUGUGAGGUUUGGGAAGAUAUUUGACAUUUUAGAGGAAUUUGAUGCGUUUAUAAAAACUGCAGACAGAGAACUCAUAGCUGAAGUGUUUAAUGAAAUUCUUUCUGUCUGGAAAGGUUUCUGAAUCAAGAUAUACAUAUAUGUAGCGUUAUUAUUAUUAUUACUAUUGCUAAGUUAAUUAUUUGUUGCAUCUGUUGAUUUAUGAAAUUGGGUGUGCCCAAAGAUUUGUUUUGUACAUAAUUUGUUUUGAUUUAAAGUUUAUUAAACUAUGUACUUGUACACAACAGUUUGUUCAAUUAAAAGAAUAUACUUGAAAAAUUGCGUUUA
Messenger RNA from Lactuca sativa (garden lettuce), 1604 nucleotides. Its product is annotated as BTB/POZ domain-containing protein At1g55760. Gene Ontology annotation, molecular function: protein binding. NCBI's taxonomy places the organism in Eukaryota, Viridiplantae, Streptophyta, Magnoliopsida, Asterales, Asteraceae. The record is from RefSeq and is a predicted model, not a curated record.